UACUAAUAAAUAUGAAAAGUUAUAUGAUACAAUUGUAAUCGUCGGAAAUUGUAACAAAAUAAUUUGAUUUGGCAAAGAUACAAAAGAAUAUUAUGAUUACGUCCAAAUAAUUUGUGUUUGUGCAACGUUGCUUAAUGUUCUAAUAAUUAAAAAAAAAAUAAAAUAAAUAACAACGUGGAUAAUGGCUGAAAAUGUUGUUCACUGCGAUGACGAAUUUGUACAUUCCAUCAAAACAUUACUCUGGGGCAAUACUGUUAAAAAAGAUGUUUUUAAACGAUGGGCUCAAGGAUUUUACUUCAGCCCUGAUGAGCCAACAGCAUUGAUACAAACAGAAGGUGGUCCUUGUGCAGUAAUAGCUCCUGUCCAAGCUUUUAUUUUAAAAGAAUUACUUUCUGAGACUGAUGUUUCAACAUGGAAAAAUAUCAAUUUGGAUACAUGUUACCAGCUCCUUGUACGAGCUUCUAUAGAAAUUUUAAAGCAAGCAGCUGGGGAGAAAGUUCCAAAGUUUUGUAUUGUAUUUAUGGAUUGUAAAUUUUCGAAUGAAGAUAAUGGAAGGAAGGCUAAAUGGGUGGAAAAAAUACCAGAAAUUGAAAAUCGUGAAGAAGAAAUAAGCGUAGCAAAUAGUGAAAAUCGAGAAACAAAUAAAAAGAUAUUACUGAUGGAUAUGAAUGAAGAAUGCAGAGCCAUAGAUUCUGAUCUCUUCCAUUCUCAAUUGAGGUUAUUUACAACAAAUACUUCUGAACAUGUAGAAGAAUUUUUUUUAGAAAGGUUAGAGAUGUUAAAGGAUAGAUAUGGUAUCUUAUUGCUUCUUUAUAGUGUAAUUGUUACAAAAGGUGUCACUGAAAUUCGUUCAGAAAUGUCGGAUCCCUUAGAAUCAAUGAUUGAUUCAACAUAUGGUUAUGGGAAUCAGAGUCUUAUAAAUUUGAUGCUCACAGGAAGAGCAGUUAGCCAUGUAUGGGAUCAUGAUCAAGACGUUGGAGGACUAAAGUUGCGUGGGAUAGAUAAACAAAAUCCUAUAGGAUUCCUUGCACUUCUUGAAUAUUUGUGUUACUGUGAAGUUGGAACUUUCUUAAAAUCCCCAUCAUAUCCUAUUUGGGUAUUGGGUUCAGAAACUCAUUUGACUGUGCUAUUUUCUACUGAAAAAAGACUUGUGAGCCCUGAAACACCUGCAGAUCAAGCGAAAAGAAUUUUUAGAAAAUUCGAUCCUGAAGGAAAUGAUUUUAUCUCUGCCAAUUUAUUACAAGAUGUUCUCGCUGAACUUGGACUGGUUACAGACACAGAUUAUGUCAACGUAAUGCAGAAAAAAUUGGAUACUGAAAAUUUGGGAAUUAUUCUACGUACUAACUUUAUGGAUGAGUUCUUUCCUGAAGAACCACGAACUUGUCCAGAUACAUUUCCAUUGUACCAUCACAAUAGUCUCCAACACAGCAAUCCAGAAAAUAAAGUAAAAUAUCAUAAAGGUCAAGCCGUGUUACUGGAGUGCACUAUCAAGGGUAUUAUGGAAAGCAAUCCUAUGUUAACAGUACUUCAAACAAAAUGGCCCAGAAUUGAAGUUCAAUGGGAUAUUGGGCAGAAUCCGAGCCUUAACUAAUAAAUUCUGCUCACAUUCUGACGAAUUAUUUUUAACUAUAUCAUUGGAGUUGUUGUACAAGGAAAUAAGUAACAAAAUUAUAAAAUAGUUUGAGGAGUACUUAAAUUUGCAAAGGAGUUUUUGUGUUUGAGAGCUCUAAACAAAAAUCAUUAGAGAAGGAAUUAGAUUUAAAUAAAGAAAAAUUGUUUAAUAUACUUUAUGUUAAAUAGAACUUUAUUUAUAAAUUAUAAUAAUUGAAUAAUUUUACUAAUUAUUUAGAUUAGAAAAUAUUCUUUUACAAAUGAAAUGAGAUUUAAAUAUGUAGUAUUGUUUUAGAAAUAACUAUUCAACGUACUAUUAACAACUUCAAGAACAUAUAUGUUGAAGUUUAAAAUUAUUUGAUGUUGAUGUUAAAAAAAUUAAAACGAAUUUACUAAUAAACAAAAGGAAAAGGAUAUGCGAAUGCUAGUAAUAAACAAUAACAAUUGCAAGUGAAAUGUAACGAAGAAAAUAAUAAUAAUAAUGUAGUAAGAAAAAGUGUGAAUAUUCAGAUAAACAAAGUAAUAAAAAGUAGUGUAAAGAAAAAAAUCAAUUGAAAAAAAUAAUGCGAAAAUAAAAUUGUAGACAAUGUACAAAUCUAUGUAAAUCGUAUCCAUGGCUAAAUGUACACAUAGGUAGAUCAAAGUUAUAAUCUAGUCAUUGUAUCGACA
Molecule: messenger RNA, 2280 nt
Organism: Bombus pascuorum
Lineage: Eukaryota; Metazoa; Arthropoda; Insecta; Hymenoptera; Apidae
Product: ubiquitin carboxyl-terminal hydrolase MINDY-3 homolog
Exons: 6
Coding region: 182-1591 (469 amino acids)
Biological process (GO): protein K48-linked deubiquitination
Molecular function (GO): cysteine-type deubiquitinase activity; K48-linked deubiquitinase activity; calcium ion binding
Source: RefSeq, a predicted model, not a curated record